Adineta ricciae is the source of this 333-nucleotide messenger RNA. Lineage: Eukaryota; Metazoa; Rotifera; Eurotatoria; Adinetida; Adinetidae. The record is from the annotation of a GenBank genome assembly.
AUGGAUAAUUCAAUUUCCAAUACUUCACCAACGACAAGUUCCAGUCAAACCUGUACAGUACUAGCAAAUUAUGAGGAAAGUCUGUUGCAAACCUGCAAACAACGGAUCGUCACUCGUUCAUCACGAAAAACGACUACGUGGCGACUAAAACACCAAAGCAAUCAAGCGAAUAAAAAAUUAACACGGAAAACGAAGAAACUCAUCUAUGAGACUUUUAAUGGUCGAACAAAUCUCGCUCGCGCUGCGGCAACAAAUGCGCAAAACCAUAUUAUUGCUGAUACACAAGUCGCGACAUUAGCUAUUCCAGACACGAUGGUUGACACAGAUGCGUAA